This is a messenger RNA of Glarea lozoyensis ATCC 20868, 870 nucleotides long. Its product is annotated as alpha/beta-Hydrolase. Gene Ontology annotation, molecular function: aminopeptidase activity. The transcript is spliced from 4 exons. The record is from RefSeq and is a predicted model, not a curated record. Gene Ontology annotation, cellular component: cytoplasm. Gene Ontology annotation, biological process: proteolysis. The coding region runs from base 1 to 870 and encodes 289 amino acids. NCBI's taxonomy places the organism in Eukaryota, Fungi, Ascomycota, Leotiomycetes, Helotiales, Helotiaceae.
AUGGCACCAAUAUACCCAGCCUUCACACCAAAUACUACGUCCCAUCUGAAAGUCUCAGACAUCCACUCAAUAUACUACGAAGACUGCGGAAAUCCAGAUGGCGUACCAAUCCUCUAUCUCCACGGCGGUCCCGGCGGCGGAAUAGACGACAGCGACAGGUCCCAUUCCCUCUCCCCUAAACUCUACCCAUUAACCCCCCAUCCAGACGCUACUUCGACCCCUCCCACUACCGCAGCAUCCUCUUCGACCAACGCGGCUCCGGCAAAUCCACGCCCAGCGCCUCCCUCGAAGCCAACACCACCUGGGAUCUCGUCUCUGACAUCGAAGCCUUACGCACGCACCUCGGAAUCUCAAAAUGGAUCGUCUUCGGCGGAUCCUGGGGCUCCACGCUCUGUGAUUCCCGAGGAUGAGAGGGGAGAUCUGAUAGCUGCUUAUUACAAAAGACUCACCGGCACUGAUGAAGUCGAGAAACUAAAAUGCGCAACAGCCUGGUCAACCUGGGAAACCGCCACCUCCAAACUCCUCGUCGACACCGCCUACAUCGCUCGCAGCGACGACCCGAAAUGGGCGCUCGCAUUCGCGCGCAUCGAAUCCCACUACUUCGUCCACGGCGGCUGGCUCAACGAGAACCAACUCAUCAACGACGCGCCGAAGCUCGCACACCUGCCCAUCACCAUCAUCCAGGGCAGGUACGAUAUGGUGUGUCCGGCGAAAACGAGCUGGGAGCUGUAUCAGGCGCUGGGGGGCGCGGGGAAUGCGAAUGUGGAGUAUAAGAUUUUGCCGGAUUGUGGACAUAGUGCGCAUGAGAGGGGGGUGGAGGAGGCGUUGGUGGAUGCUUGUGAGAAGUUUAAGAGUGUUAAAAAGGGAUAG